Molecule: messenger RNA, 4251 nt
Organism: Sphaeramia orbicularis (orbiculate cardinalfish)
Lineage: Eukaryota; Metazoa; Chordata; Actinopteri; Kurtiformes; Apogonidae
Gene: ofd1
Product: OFD1 centriole and centriolar satellite protein
Exons: 23
Coding region: 174-3284 (1036 amino acids)
Biological process (GO): epithelial cilium movement involved in determination of left/right asymmetry
Cellular component (GO): centrosome; ciliary basal body
Molecular function (GO): protein binding
Source: RefSeq, a predicted model, not a curated record
GACGAUUUAAAUGUAGGCACACCUCCUCCUUGAAAGGAACGCAAAGACGCUUGAUGGUUUCCCAACAACAACUAAUGAAAGUCUCUUUUUGGGAUUAUUAUACAUUUAGUUACGAAUCAGACUUCGUGACACCCGUUUAACGUUAGGACCUGUAACUACAUACAAGCGACAGUAUGUCAUCGGCCAAGGAAGAUGCGCUGUCUCCAGAUGAACUGAGAAAGAGGCUUUAUCAGACUUUUAAAAGCAAGGGAGUACUCGAUACGCUUAAAACACAGCUACGUAAUCAGCUCAUCCAGGAGUUAAAGCACCCACCUUUGACAGGAGGAGGAUCAUUUCCCAGGCCAGUUCCUAUGAAAUCUGAGUCCCUUUUGCUCUCAGCCUGUAACAGCAUAGUUGCAGAUUAUCUUCGCAGCUCAGGGUAUGAGUACAGCCUGUCUGUAUUUCACCCUGAAAGUGGCCUUUGCAAAGACAAGAUUUUCACAAAAGAUGACCUUCUUCAGCUCCUAAAAAUCCGCCCAGACUCACCACUAUUCAAACUCCUGUCUUCAAACAGAGAAAAUGAUGAUAAAGGGUUCUUGUUUAGUCUUUUGACACAACUAACACACAGUGGUUACACUCAAGUCUUUUGCCAUGAUGCAGACACUCAGACAACCCACAUGCCUAGUUCUGGAGAGUCGCUUGUUGAGAAGAUGAAAAUGAUUGAUAAGGAAUAUGAGAGCUCCAAGUACAGUGGGGAGAAAGGGUUUUCGUUCCAAUCCAAAAUUGAUUCAUACAGAAAAGAAAUAGAAGGACAGAUGGAAGCAGAAAUGAAGACAAAGAUUCAGCAUUUUAAAGAUGUUGAAAUUGCAAAGGUGAAGAUGGAAGAAAAAACAAAAUUCCACAAAGAAUUUAAUAAACUUAAACAAGAAUUGGAGGAGACUUAUGAAAUGAAGUCAAAGGCAUUGAUGGAGCGUGAGAAAAACGCCAUUGCUCGGUUACAAAAACAGCAAGAGAUUGAAGAAAAAAACAUCUACAUGCAGAGACAGGCGGUAUUGAAAGAAAUUGAAACACUGCGGAACCGAGAGAGUGAGCUGAGGUUGAGAACAGAGGCUUUCGAAAAGACUUGUCAAAUUCAUGAGGAGAAAGUCAAGACGACAGGAGAGCUGCUGAGGAGGAGAGAACUGGCAGUGAAGACUCUGGAGGAUACAUAUGACCAGAGGUUGAAGAACGAACUCUCCCGAUAUCAGUUUGAGUUGAAAGAGGAAUUUGUCAAGAGAACAGAAAAACUGACAGAAAAUGAGACUAGAAACAAAGUGGAAACUGCUCGCAUUCAAAAGGAGGCGGCUGUACUGGAUGCCAAAGUAGAAGAGCACAGUAGAGCGUGUUCAGAGCUGAGAAGACUGCAGGUGGAGUUGGACACAGCUCAUCAACAGGUGUCUCUGCUGAGUGAACAGAAGGAGGUUUUCAGGGAGAGACUUGAGAACAUGAGUGACUAUUCCAGUUUGAAAAGGGAGAAAACAGAGCUGCAGGGGCAGCUACGGCUGCUAAAGAAACAGCUGGAGGAGGCCCAUGAGGAGAACCGACUUCUCCGUGCAGAUUUGGGCAGACCAUCUAAAGAGCAACUGGCUUUGCAGCUGGAGCUUCAGAGGCUGCAGAAUGCUCGCAGGCUCGAUGUGGAAGAAUUUGACAACCAGAAACAGGUGCUGCAGGCUCAGCUCCAGAGUGAGGUGGAGCGUUGUGCUCAGCUUCAAGCCCAGGUUAUUGAAUAUGAGGAGAAGUCCCAGUGGAUGAGCAAUCAUGUUGAUGACAUCAAGAUGCAACUUCGCCAAACUCAGCAAGCUCUUGAAAAUGAAGUGCUGCGUAACCCCAAACCCUCUCUUGUUGAUCGUUCCGUACUGGAGCUCAGUGCUGACAAGCUGGUUCCCCCAGACAUCUAUGUGGACAGAGCGGUACUCAACUCCAGGGUGGGUUAUGGUGUUUGUGAACCAGGUUCCCCCUCACAAGGACAUAAGUUCCAUUGGAGUGAUUCUCCAGAUUCGGAUAUGGAGCUGGUGGCUGAAGCCAAGGCUCGGAUUCAGGAGCUGCAGAGGGAAGCGGAGACGUUGGAGGAAGCUUACAGGACCUACCAACAGAGGGCAGUGAUCUCCACCAUUUCACACAUGCUUCUCCCAAGACCUCUCUCUCCGCAGCUGGCACAUCCUUCACAUCACCCUGACCCCCCCCUGAGAAAACAGCACAGAUUUCACCCUUCACAAACUACCAGAACCCCAUCCAGAAAAGCCUUACACCCUGAAAUUCCCAACCAGCCGAAGGUGGCCUUUUUAGAGUACCCAGCUCAGCCCAAGUCCUCCCAGUUUUCAACUGACCAUGGUCUCCAUUCACUGACUGAGCCUCUGUUUGCAAGAGAUGGACAUUUGGAGGAUGAGGCCCCCGCUCCAUCCAGGCGUAUGUCUUCCUCUCAGCAUUCACCCUCCAGGAAAAAGCUUCAAACAAACAGUACAGGAGCCCUGGCUCCUGACCUAGGGCUCCCCAGUGCCUCCUGCCAUGAGGUGGUGACCUCAGGUGACUUUUUAUCUGAACUCAGUCCACCUCGCAGUCCUCAGCUAAGGAGCACAGCGCGAGACCCAUCCAGUGCACCAAAGCCUGCCUUCUCCAGCUCAGAGUCUUCUCCACAGCCGGAGAAGAUAAGCCUAGAUGAUCUCACAGAGAAUUUGCCAGAGCACAGCCACAUUCCAGAGCUUCUCCUGGACACUGCCGUCCCUCUCUCUGAGGAGGCCCCUGACGGCCCUGCUGUCCCCCGCCUACAGACUCCGCAGGACCUCCCUGAAGCCCCAGCAGACAUGAAGGGCCAGGAGGUCUCACAACCAUCAGGUGAGUCUGCCAAAGAGGAAGAAGCUGAAGAUGAGGAGCAAAAGUGGGAAAGGGAGAGAAGAGAAAGGCAAGAACGAAGGCAGCGAGAACAAGAAGAAGCACGAGAGAGGGAGCAACAAGAACUCAAAAGACUGGAGGAAGAGAUGCUUUCGCAACAGGUGGAACAAACGAGUCUGGAAGAGGAGGAUGUGGGAGCUGAAAAAGGUGGAGGUGAGAAGGAGCCAGAAGUAGAGAAUGAUGGAAAGGAGUCUAAAGUAGAAAAUCCAUUGGAGAAAUACAUGAAGAUGGUCCUGGAGGCCAGAGAAAAGCAGCAUGCACGAAGUCCUGGAGAAGAGGCAGAACAUACAAGCCCAGAGCCAAAGAGUUUGUUUGAAGAGAAGGAUGACAGCAUUGCAGCAUUUUCACAGAAGGAUGAAGAUGAUGAAUUCUGGUAGAGUGAUUGUCCCUCAGGAGCCUCAACCAACCAGUGAAUUUUUACAAGACUCUAAUUUUGCACUGUUCUAACAAGUGUGGAUCAUUUGCUUAGACUGUUUUUAAAAUUAUGACAUGAUUUUGUAGGCACAUUUUUAGCAUAAAUAAAUAAAAUGUGAAGAAAGAAAAAAAAAUCCACAAGCGUUUUUUUUUAUUACAUUUUAUUUUCAUAAAAAAAGGUCAACAGGCCGGUCUGUGUAACAUCAUAAAUGGGUUUCCAGUCAGACAGGAUGCUGGAUUGUUGUCUUCCUGGUGAUUGAUAGAUAGCCUUUGCUCUUUAAUUUUUGGUUCAUUCGACAGGACACACAGCAUAAAAGGAUGAAAUGUGAUGUACAACAGCUUUAUGUACAUCUUUUUUUGCUCGAUCACUGUAAACCUGUGGCAGUUUCUCAUGUAGAGCACAUAUCAAGUUCUGCGCCACAGUAUGUCAUACACUGUUUAUGAAACACUGUAAAAUAAGUGGCAAUGGUAUCCAUACUUUGGCUAAAUUAAGAUAGCCAUACAAGUAUUAUAUGUGUGGUGUUACAAGUACUUGUUAUUGUAAAGUUUGUAUGAGGAGUUAAGCAUUCAUAAUUUGAGGAAGCCCUUGACAUUCAUAGAAAACAAAGGUACAGUAUACUAUCAGGCAACAAAGUAAUAUAGGAUUCAUAUACUUUUGAAUAUAAGAAACUAAAAACAUCUAUCACUACACAGCUACAUUCUUAAAUGGAUUAAUUUUUACGCAGUUAGAAAACAAAAAGCAAAAGGGCAAACACUGCCUACUACUGAUGUCAGUAUACAUGACUGUACAUCACUUGUCACUGUACAAACAGUUGUGUUCAUGCAGCAAAGAAACAUCAAGUUAUCUCUGUAACUCAACUAAAAGAAAUAAGAUUACAUGAGUAAUUAUGUCAGCAUGUGACAAUUUCACAUCAAAAACAGAUGCAAUUU